Cladophialophora psammophila CBS 110553 is the source of this 1440-nucleotide messenger RNA. Its product is annotated as carbamoyl-phosphate synthase arginine-specific small chain. The transcript is spliced from 2 exons. The coding region runs from base 1 to 1440 and encodes 479 amino acids. Lineage: Eukaryota; Fungi; Ascomycota; Eurotiomycetes; Chaetothyriales; Herpotrichiellaceae. The record is from RefSeq and is a predicted model, not a curated record. Gene Ontology annotation, biological process: L-glutamine metabolic process; L-arginine biosynthetic process; 'de novo' pyrimidine nucleobase biosynthetic process. Gene Ontology annotation, molecular function: carbamoyl-phosphate synthase (glutamine-hydrolyzing) activity. Gene Ontology annotation, cellular component: carbamoyl-phosphate synthase complex; cytoplasm.
AUGUUUUCGAGGGCUUUGAAGCAGUCGACCCUUGUGCCCAAAGCGGCCAACGUUUACUCGAGCGCCUCUGCUUUACGAGCCCGAUCCCUGGCCACUAUGGCGGAAAAUACCCCCCGACAUCAACAUCCGCCCGUCCACGAGCAGAUCAAAAGUACCCCUCCUGCUCGCGAAAGGGCAACUUUCACCAUCCGAAAUGGGCCCAUCUUCGAUGGAAUAUCCUUUGGUGCUCGAAGCAACGUCUCGGGAGAGGCAGUAUUCACCACCUCUCUCGUGGGAUAUCCAGAGUCCCUCACCGAUCCCUCCUACCGCGGCCAGAUUUUGGUCUUCACCCAGCCCUUGAUCGGCAACUACGGUGUCCCAUCUAAUACUCGAGAUGAGCAUGGCCUUCUGAAAUAUUUCGAGAGCCCUAACAUUCAAGCCGUGGGAGUGGUGGUUGCCGAUGUUGCAGAGAGAUAUUCUCACUGGACUGCUGUGGAGAGUCUGAGCGAAUGGUGUGCGAGGGAAGGUGUUCCAGCCAUCACGGGCGUCGACACCCGAGCCAUUGUAACCUACCUGCGAGAGCAAGGUUCUAGUCUGGCCAGAAUCACCAUCGGAGAGGAGUACGACCAAGAUCAGGACGAGGCGUUUAUCGAUCCCGAGCAGAUUAACCUCGUCCGAAAAGUCAGCACCAAGGCUCCUUUCCAUGUCAGCGCUGCAUCGCCAAAUGCCCACGUCGCUGUAAUUGAUUGUGGAGUCAAGGAGAAUAUCCUUCGCAGUCUUGUCAGUCGCGGUGCCAGCGCAACUGUCUUUCCGUUUGACUAUCCCAUUCACAGGGUCGCCCACCAUUUCGAUGGUGUGUUUAUCUCCAACGGUCCUGGUGACCCGACCCACUGCCAAGACACUGUCUACCAUCUCCGAAAGUUGAUGGAGACAUCUCAGGUUCCUAUCAUGGGGAUCUGUUUGGGCCACCAGCUAGUCGCUUUAGCCACAGGAGCUAGGACAAUCAAGCUCAAGUAUGGCAAUCGAGCACAUAACAUCCCCGCCCUCGAUCUGACUACUGGAAAAUGCCACAUCACCAGUCAGAAUCAUGGAUAUGCUGUUGAUGCGUCAACCUUGCCAAAGGGUUGGAAGCCUUAUUUCAUCAAUCUGAAUGACAACUCCAACGAAGGUCUAAUCCACGAGUCUCGCCCUAUCUUUUCUACGCAGUUCCAUCCGGAAGCCAAGGGAGGCCCGCUUGACUCGUCGUAUCUGUUCGAUAUGUACCUGGACAAUGUACAGAAAUACAAAGAGAGCCAGGCAGCGUCUCAGCCUUACCGGGACAGCAAACCAAGUCCAUUAUUGGUCGAUCUCUUGGCCAAAGAGAGAGUGGGUGUCGACUUGACCCAGGGCAUUCGAAACAUGAUGGCGUCAACCACCCAGGAGCCUGAGCCUGACCGAGUGUACGCGGCUGGUGCAGCAUAA